CAUCCCGGAGCGACUGGGUCCUUUGCCGAGCGUUUCCGGCGCUCUCGGGGUUCCGGAGUGGAUGAAAUGGCGGAGGCUGGGGCAGUAGUGUGGGUUCGCGGCCCCGGCUCCGUGUGUAAGGCGGUGCCCUGUCCCCCGGCUCGGUGGUCAGUACAAGACGUUAUCCACCGACACUGCCAACAUCUGGGUAUGCCUGUGGAAUGCUUCUUUGUGAAAUGCAACGGAGCCCUCAUUAGCACCAGUGACCCAGUACACCAUGGAGCCGUUUAUAGUCUGGAACCUCGACUUUGUGGUGGGAAAGGAGGUUUUGGAUCUAUGCUCCGAGCACUUGGUGCUCAGAUUGAGAAGACAACCAAUCGAGAAGCUUGCCGGGACCUCAGUGGAAGGAGAUUGCGAGAUGUCAAUCAUGAGAAAGCCAUGGCUGAAUGGGUAAAACAGCAAGCUGAGCGGGAUGCUGAGAAGGAGCAAAAGCGCCUGGAGCGACUGCAGCGGAAGCUGACAGAACCUAAGCACUGCUUCACUAGCCCUGAAUACCAACAGCAGUGCCAUGAGAUGGCUGAGCGCCUGGAGGAUUCUGUCCUCAAAGGUAUACAGGCUUCCUCCAGCAAGGUGGUAUCAGCUGAAGUCAGUGAAAAUCGAAAACGACCUAACAGAUCUCAGACAGAACAAGGAGUCAGUGCAAAGAAAAGGAAAUGCUUUUGGUUGGGCAUGGAAGAACUGGAAACUGUGGAGGGGUCCAGCUCUGAGAGUUCAGAUGAUGACAGUGAAGAAAUACCUGGUACCUCAAGAAUGAGCUUCUCCUCUCCAAAAAGCAGUAGGGAUCAUAUUGAGGUGGCAGCCGAAUGUCCCAGCAGUGCUCAGAGGGCAAGAGAAUUGACCACAGACUCUGAGUCAUCAGAAAAACAGCAGAGCCCUGUGACUGACCCUGUGAAGGGUAUUUCAGAAGACUCGUGUGUUGAGCUGGGACAAACAUCUGCUGAGGAGCACGGGCAAGAAAAGAUGGUGAGAGGAAUAGAGGAGAUGUCAAGGAGAAAGAAGGCAGAGUAUCAAGAACCCAUAGAAAAGGUGGCAGCUGGGACUGCCCUGAAUAAGGAUAAAGAGACAGAAGUGAUUGAUGGGGAAAGAGCACACAGGGUCGUUCCUGGAGAAGACAGGGGAUAUAUCCCUCUUGCAGAAGGAGAAGAGACUUCAUCGGGAAACAUGGGUCUCACUGAGGAAGGUUUGGACUUGCUGGUGUUCAGCUCUGCAGCCGAGCUGGAGCUGCUGGGCUUGGAGAAGCUUAAGUAUGCGUUGGCAGGCCUGGGCUUGAAGUGCGGAGGCACGCUGCAGGAGCGUGCAGCCAGGCUCUUCUCCGUCAGGGGCCUGGUCAGGGAGCAGAUCGACCCGGUAUUAUUUGCCAAGCCUUCAAAGGGGAAGAAGAAAUGAAUUCACCAGAGCUGAUUUCCGAUGUGGAACCUCCUAAUUACAACCUGCCUACUGUGGACUCAUGACCAGUAUUCCCAUUAAUAUUAAAGGCUCAUUUUUUAAUAACCCAA
Messenger RNA from Chinchilla lanigera (long-tailed chinchilla), 1535 nucleotides. It is a transcript of the gene Sde2, whose product is annotated as SDE2 telomere maintenance homolog (S. pombe). NCBI's taxonomy places the organism in Eukaryota, Metazoa, Chordata, Mammalia, Rodentia, Chinchillidae. Bases 67 to 1425 code for a protein of 452 amino acids. The record is from RefSeq and is a predicted model, not a curated record. The transcript has 7 exons. Gene Ontology annotation, cellular component: nucleus.